Messenger RNA from Dermochelys coriacea (leatherback sea turtle), 8095 nucleotides. RefSeq names its product transient receptor potential cation channel subfamily M member 2 (gene TRPM2). Gene Ontology annotation, biological process: calcium ion transmembrane transport. Gene Ontology annotation, cellular component: membrane; mitochondrion. Gene Ontology annotation, molecular function: ADP-ribose diphosphatase activity; ligand-gated calcium channel activity. Lineage: Eukaryota; Metazoa; Chordata; Testudines; Dermochelyidae. Bases 209 to 4702 code for a protein of 1497 amino acids. The record is from RefSeq and is a predicted model, not a curated record. The transcript has 33 exons.
UCUCUCAUCACCUGGGUCUCAACUAGUCAAAUGACCUGCCUGGAGGGUGAGUCGAAGGGACAGUCCCCAUGUCUGGCACCGAACAUCUGAGCAGGAGAUGCAGGAGGAGGAUGCACAGCAGGACUUCUCGGUGUAACAAACUCAAGAGGCUGUGUUGAGGGUGACGAGACCUGCCCUGUAGCUGGGGGGGGGGGGCAGGCAAGCCAGAAUGCUACCCCCAGAGCUGAAUGGAGUCUGCCCUGAUGAGGGAGACAGCUAUGUUGUGCAUCCCAAGAUCUGCGACCUCAAAAUGGUUCCCAACCUCAGACGCAGCAAUAGUGGCUUCUGUAAGAGCAAGAGGAAGGCUCACUUUGCCACUGGCAAUAAUGAAAAGGAGAAUCUCAGCUCGUGGAUUUCUGAAAACAUCAGGAAGAAGGAGUGUGUGUACUUUGUUGAAAGUUCCCAAAUGUCAGAUUCUGGGAGGGUCAUGUGUGAGUGUGGUUACUCCAAGGAACAGCACCUGGAAGAGGUUACAGAACCAUCUGUUUUCCUGGGGAAAGAAUGGGACCCCAAGAGGCACAUUCAAGAAAUGGCGACGGAUGCAUUUGGUGAUAUCAGCUUUGUAGGUCUGGGACCAAAGGUGGGAAAGUAUGUGCGCGUCUCGGCGGACACCCCUCCAUGCGUUAUCUACCAGCUGAUGACUCAGCACUGGGGCCUCGACUUGCCCAACCUGCUCAUCUCUGUGACCGGGGGAGCUAAGAAUUUCAACAUGAUGCCGAGGCUGAAGAACAUCUUCCGACGGGGGCUGGUCAAGGUGGCCCAGACAACAGGUGCCUGGAUCAUAACGGGCGGGUCCCACGCCGGCGUGAUGAAGCUGGUGGGGGAAGCUGUGAGAGACUUCAGCAUGAGCAGCAGCUGCAAAGAGGACAAAAUUGUUACCAUUGGCAUAGCCACCUGGGGGACUGUGUACAACCGAGGCAGCCUCAUCUGCCCCCUGGGCGGCUUCCCGGCUGAAUACGUGCUGGAUGAGGAGAGCCAGGGGAACCUCUCCUGCCUGGACAGCAACCACUCCCACUUCAUCCUGGUGGAUGACGGGACCCAUGGCAGAUACGGUGUGGAGAUCUCCCUGAGGACCAGACUGGAGAAGUUCAUUUCCGAGCAGACUAAGGUGAAAGGAGGAGUUGCCAUCAAGAUCCCGAUCGUCUGCGUAGUGCUGGAGGGGGGACCCGGGACGCUCGAUACAAUCUACAAUGCGAUCACCAAUGGCACCCCAUGCGUGAUAGUGGAGGGGUCCGGGCGUGUGGCUGAUGUCAUUGCACAGGUGUCCAAUCGGCCUGUCCCAGAGAUAACCAUCUCCCUGAUUCAGAAGGAACUGAGCAUUCUCUUCCGGGACACCUAUGAGCUCUUCACUGAGGGCAAGAUCGUGGAGUGGACCAAAAAGAUCCAAGACAUAGUGCGGAGCAGGCAGCUCCUGACCAUUUUCCGGGAGGGCAAAGAUGGCCAACAAGAUGUGGACGUGGCCAUUCUUCAGGCACUGCUCAAAGCCUCUCAAAACCGCGACCAUUUUGGCCACGAGAACUGGGACCACCAGCUGAAGCUGGCAGUGGCCUGGAACAGGGUGGACAUUGCUCGCAGCGAAAUCUUCACAGAUGACCAUGAAUGGAAGCCUGCAGAUCUGCACCCCGUGAUGGCCGCCGCCCUGAUUGCCAACAAGCCGGACUUCGUGAAGCUGUUCCUGGAGCAGGGCGUGCACCUGAAGGAGUUCGUCACAUGGGACACCCUGAUCUACCUCUACGAGAACAUGGCGCCCUCCAGCCUCUUCCACAGCAAGCUGCAGAAGGUGCUGGUGGAGGAGAAGGAGCGUUCGGCCUUCUCCAAGGUGCCAAAGAUCCAACUGCACCACGUGUCCCAGGUGCUGAGGGAGCUGCUGGGCAACUCCACGCAGCUGCUGUACCCGAAGCCCAAGCAUGCUGAGCGGCACCGGCUCUCCAUCGCCAUCCCACAUAUCAAGCUCAAUGUGCAGGGUGUGAGUCUCCGCUCCCUCUACAAGCGCUCAGCCGACCGGGUCACCUUCACUAUGGACCCAGUCAGGGACCUCCUCAUUUGGGCAAUUGUCCAGAGUCGCAAGGAGCUGGCAGAAAUCAUCUGGGCCCAGAGCCAGGACUGCAUUGCGGGGGCUCUGGCCUGCAGCAAGAUCCUGAAGGAGCUGUCCAAGGAGGAGGAUGACACGGACAGCAUGGAGGAAAUGCUGACCCUGGCAGAGGAAUAUGAGCACCGAGCCAUUGGCGUGUUCACAGAGUGUUACCGCAAGGACGAGGAGAGAGCCCAGAAGCUCCUUAUCCGAGUCUCGGAAGCCUGGGGCAAAACCACCUGCUUACAGCUGGCGCUGGAGGCCAAGAACAUGAAUUUUGUGUCCCACGGAGGCAUCCAGGCCUUUCUGACCAAAGUCUGGUGGGGGAAGCUGUGCGUGGACAACGGGCUCUGGAGGGUGAUCCUGUGCAUAGUGUUCUUCCCCCUCACCUACACCAGCUUCAUCACCUUCAGGGAGAAGAAGCUGCAGCCCAUGAGCUGCCUGACACGCACUCGUGCCUUCUUCACGGCCCCUGUUGUCAUCUUCCACCUGAACAUCCUCUCCUACUUCAGCUUCCUCUGGCUCUUCGCCUACGUCCUGAUGGUUGACUUCCAGGCGAAGCCGUCCUGGCGGGAGUACGUCAUCUAUUUUUGGCUCCUUUCCCUGGUGUGCGAGGAGACCCGCCAGCUGUUCUAUGACCCCGAUGGCUUUGGGUUACUGAAAAUGGCUUCCUUGUACUUCAGUGAUUUCUGGAACAAACUGGAUGUUUGCGCCAUCUUGAUCUUUAUAACAGGGCUGACCUGCCGAUGGAUCCCAUCCACUUUAUAUCCAGGACGGAUCAUAUUGUCUCUGGCUUUUAUUAUUUUCUGCUUGCGGCUGAUGCACAUUUUCACAGUCAGUAAAACUCUGGGGCCCAAGAUCAUCAUAGUGAAGAGAAUGAUGAAGGACGUCUUCUUCUUCCUCUUCCUCUUGGCUGUCUGGGUUGUGUCCUUUGGCGUAGCCAAGCAAGCUAUCCUGAUCCAUAACGAGGAGCGUGUGGACUGGAUCUUCCGGGGCGUCGUCUACCAUUCCUACCUGACGAUUUUUGGGCAGAUCCCUUCCUACAUCGAUGGGGUGAACUUCAAUCUGGAUCAGUGCAGCCCGAAUGGAACAGACCCCUACAAACCCAAGUGCCCCGAGAGCAAUAAGGAUAAGCGGCCCGUCUUCCCCGAAUGGCUGACAGUCAUCUUGCUCUGCCUGUAUCUGCUCUUCACAAACAUCCUCCUCCUCAACCUGCUCAUCGCCAUGUUCAACUUUACGUUUCAGCAAGUGCAGGAGCACACCGACCAGAUCUGGAAGUUCCAGCGGCACAACCUGAUUGAGGAGUAUCACGGCCGGCCUGCUGCUCCCCCGCCCUUCAUCCUCUUCAACCACCUGCAGCUCUUCAUCAAGAGGGUCCUGCUCCAGCAGCCAGCGAAGCGGCACAAACAGCUCAAAGAAAAGCUGGAGAAGAACGAGGAAGCGGCCCUUCUCUCCUGGGAGACGUACCUGAAGGAGAACUACCUGCAGCACCAGCAGUGCCGGGAGAAGCAGAACAUGGAGCAAAAGAUCCGAGAUGUUGUGCAGAGGGUGGAUGUGUUGGCGGAGUUGCUGGAUUUGGAUCGGGUGAAGAGGACCAGACUGGUGGAGCAGAGGCUGACUGGUCUGGAAGAGCAGAUGUCCCAGACCGCCAAGACCCUGGCCUGGAUCGUGCGGGCCCUGCGUGGGAAUGGAUUUGGUUCAGAGGAGGACGCACCCACCGUGGUUCCCAGCAAAGCCCCGGAGCUGAAGGAAUACGGCUUGGAGGAGAAGCCCGAGGGGACGACAGCUCUGUACCAUGUGAGCGCCCGCAACCUCCUCUAUCCCAGCUCCUCCAUAGUCCGUUUCCCGGUGCCGGACGAGAAGGUGCCCUGGGAGGUGGAGUUCCAGAUCUAUGACCCUCCCUUCUACGUGGCAGACAGGAAGGAGAUGGCUGCGUGCGAUCCUCUCAGAGAUUCCCUGGAGGCUCUUUCGAAGAUAAACUACAAUGCGAUGGACGGACUGAUCAACCGGCAGAGCUUCCACGGCACGUAUACCAUCCAGAACAGGCUGCCGCUGAAUCCUAUGGGCAGGACGGGGUUACGAGGCCAAGGAAGCCUACGCUGCUUUGGACCGAACCAUGCACUGCACCCCAUAGUGACGCGCUGGAGAAGGAAUAUGGAUGGAUCCAUUUAUAGAAAGAGCCUAAAGAAAAUGCUGGAGGUCUUAGUUGUCAAGUCUCCUGUGUCAGAUCACUGGGCUCUGCCAGGGGGGUCACUGGAGCCAGGGGAAUCACUACCACUGAAGCUGAAGAGGGUCCUGAGGAAGGAGUUCUGGCCACAGUUCCAGAACCUGCUGAACCAAGGUGCAGAGGUAUACAAAGGCUACGUCGAUGACCCCAGGAACAUGGACAAUGCCUGGAUCGAGACAGUGGCCAUCAACGUGCACUUUGAAGAUAAGAACGACAUGCAGAUGAAGCAGCUGAACUCGUUUCUCCAAGGCAGCGACCCAGAAGUGUGCAUCCGGUGGCAGCUGGUGGACAAGAGAAUUCCACUGUACGCAAACCACAAGGAACUGCUACAGAAGGUGACUGCUCUUUUGGGGGCCUAUUACUGAUGUUACAGCCGCCACCUGGGAUGGAUUUUCCAGAGCUGGGAGAAGUGUCAUGGAGAUCUGCCUGCCUGGUCCCCUUGUCUCCUGUUGCUCUAGACUGGGGCUUUGGGUGUGUAUCUUGGCUUAACCCUCCAAGAUCAGUGGGUCUGUGGGUAACAUGCCAUGCUGCAUGACUCUCCUUCUCACUCUCUUGUAUUAUUACUUGCGAGUGAACGCAACACUCUCGUGAGACACAGAUGGCAGCAGCUUGUGCCAGGCCAUCCUUCUUGCAGGAGUUGCCCCACACAGCUCUGCCAAUGCACAACAAAUUUAGCUGGCAACUUCCCCUAUUGUUGUGGUCUUGGCUUUCUCCUGGGCAGAGCCUGAUGCUUUGGCUGAGUUAGCAGUGGGUUUGGGAUGUGCACAUGUGGGACCUGGAAAGAGACUUAACUCAUGGGCCAGUUUUCCCACCCAUGUCUCUAGAGGUGAAAGGCUCCUGAUGUGUGGUGCCACCUAGUACCGGGCCAGGACACCUGCAUUCAGUUCUAGCUCUGCCACAGACUCCCUGGGGGAGCUUGGGCCCGUCACUUAGGGAGGGACUCACAAAAGUUCUACGUCCCAUGGGCAGAGGAGCCCCGCUCUUGUGUAUCAGCACCUUCCCUUGGCUGGCUUAGGCAGUCCUACCUAGCAUGCUGGCUUUGUGGUCACAUUCUCAGGUGCAAGUCUCUCCCCAUGCAUUUUAUAGGGACCCUAGGCACUGAACACAGCUUUGUGGAUCCCAGUGAGAGCCUGUGAUUUGGUAGGCUCCGCAACGCCCAACAUCACAUCACCUAAGUCCCUUUGUGACUCCGGGCCCGAGUUUCUUUAGUCCUCAGUUCCCUGUCUGUACCAUGGCUCCUCUGGCUCACCUGUGGAGAUUGUAGGCUCUGCACAGCAGGGGCUGUCUCGCCCUGUGUUUUGUACAGCGCUUGGCACAAUGAGUGCCUUGUCCUUGCUGGGGCCCCCAGUCCCUACUGUCAUGGCGUACACUAACACUAAUGGGGAAGGGCAGCAGAUCUGCCGUUGACGCACCUGGGCUACCGUACAUCCUCUUUCUAAGGGACAUUGCUCCAUCCACCACACUCGCCCCGCUCCUAGGGGCACCUGAGCGUGGAUUUAGGCCAGCACCUCACUCCGAGGCCAGUCCAUACGGGGUCUUCCCACUGCCCCUCCCUUUCAUUCCAGGUAUCCUCUGUUUUUUUUCUUGAUGCCUACUCUGAACCUUGGCUGCUCCUGUGUAUGUCAGCCAUGGUCAUGCUCUCCUGGGGCUUGGAGAACAGCAGGGAUCUUUGUCUAGGCUGGCACUGGUACUGCUUCAAGGAAUACGAAGCAGGUGUCUCCCUUCCCCCCAUCAGCCAGUUGCUAUGUCUCGCUCGUAGCCCUGAGCUCAGACAUCCUGGAAGGCACAUGCUUGGAAGACACUCCGCAGCCCAGGGUUUCACGGAGCUCAUGUAAUUUCUCUACCUCUGCCAGAGGCACCAACCUGGAUGUCAGACCUCUCUCUUGCACCUGAUCACACUCACAUCACUCACCUUGGACCCGGAGGAUGCUGAAUGCUGUGGCUCCUCUACAGACUUAUUUGUAAAGUGCUUUGGGAUCUCUUGGCCUGGAAGCAUCUAUAUUAUGUGUGUGAGCUACUCGGUCUUGUUGCCGUUUCACUGGUUUUGACGCAAAAUGUUGACUCCCAAGUGGGGUUAUGUGGCAGCACGUUAUAAAGGAAUUAACCCCAGACUAGGUUGAGCAUCUACUGCUAUUAUUUAUUUCUUGCUCUGUUCCUUAGAUUGGGUCCCUGGCACCCAUGUUAAAGCCCAGCAUCUCAUAUAUGGCCUUGAACAUGCUGGGAACUGUAUUGUAUCUGAGCUUAUUCCUUGAACCAACUCUAGUCACCUUCCUUAGAUGCUAGCAUGCCAGCAGCCAGGGCAGAAAGCACCCAGCAGUCAGGCGUAAAUUGUGCCCCCAGCCGUUGACAUCCCCCCCCAGUGCCGGAGCAGUCAAACGUGGCUGGCGAGUGGUUCUAGAGGACAAGGGGGAUGACUCGGGAAAGACAGGUUAUGCAGACAAGGUGGGCAAGGUUGCAUAUUUGGGUUUGAAUUUGAAAUAGCUGCUGUUAAAGUGUCAGCGUCGUAAAUAGGCACACGUACGGGCCAGGCAUUUUGAGGGCAGUAGCACCAUGGGAGAUAGACUGCAGUCCCGUUAUUCUUCCUUUGGAUUGCUGUGCAGCCCGCAAACAUCCACCUCAAGAUUCCCAUUCCUUAUGAAGUCGCUGGACACUGAUCUUUGAUUUCCCACCCUGCCACAAUUCAUCGCUAGAAAUGAAUGCUGUGGUCACAUCCUUUCACCAGCCAGUCACAUGUAACUCCCAGGCUAGCCAACCAGGAUCUCCAGAUCAAAACUAGUUCAAAACAAGCUGUGAAAGAGUUUGCAUAUAAACCUGCUCAGCGAGAACAUCUGUCAAGCCCUCUCAGCCCAUUAGCUAGCAGUGGAUCAGGAAGAGGUCCGGAGUGUAGCAUUUUGGCCUCAGUUUGCAAAGGGAUUUAGGCAUCUAAGUUGCAAGUGGAGCUGAAUCCGUUAGGUGCGCCCUGAGCAUGCUUACUGGAUCGGGCUCCACAUGUGAGUUCACACAAAACAGCUGAGGGAGGAGGACGGGAGGAGAAGCUCCCUCCUAUGUUUUAGCCCAGUGAUUUGGGGGCUCAUCUGGGAUGUGGGAGACCUCCAUACAUGUCCCCCCCGGGAUUUCAUCAAAUCCCGAUGAAAAGAAGGGGUUUGAACAGGGAUCUAGUGGAGUGCUCUAAUCACUGGGCUAUUCUGCAGUGGCCUUCUUCCCUCAGUCUCUCCAGUUGAAUUGUGGAUAAAUAGUGUCACUGGAGCAGGGGGACUGGCGCCUGGGAGUCCCAGCUCCUGGGUAAGUGCUCUAACCAGCAGGCUAUAUAGUCAUUCUCAUGCUCUUUCCUUACAUCUCCACCAUAGGACAGCUUUAACCAGAGAGGCUGAGGGAACCCCACAGCCCAGCACCUGUGAGGUGACAGAUCACUGUUCAGAACCCCCCUCCUCCAUCUGGCAUAGGGGAAACAUGACACAAGGGCCCUCCCCAUCCCCGAUGAGUGCUGUAACAAUCAGCGGCCCAGCGCCUAAGGCCCUUUGUGCAGCUAGACUUUGAUGACCAUGGCUGGUCUUGAUGGGAUUUUUUGCUGUCAUUUAGUCAGUCUUUGCUCAAUCAAACUAUUCCUUCCACAACGAUAUACUGAGCCGUGUAUGCAGAACAACAGCAUCUCGCCUGCAAUGAUGCACCAAAGUGGGCUUCAGCGUUUGCAUAAGGGGACAGAAUGAUGUUUUAUUUAAUGCUUCUCUUAACUCAAUAAAUCUAACAAUUAAGUUAAA